AUGGAUUUUGUCGACGAUGAGGAGUCUUCUGCCUGGGCAACAUCGGACCUGGACAAGCUAGCGGUAUACACCAAAACACAGAUCCGCGGCCCUGUCGUACAAUGGAUCCUACAUGCACAGAUCCGACACAGGCUUUGCAAUGACGUUGUGUACGUUGGUGAAGACUUUAUCGAGGUCAAGCAGGUCGGGAACCAUGGACACCAAACACUCGUUGCCAGGAAGAACAAUUUCGAUGCCCAUAUACGUGCUGCAGCCGUGUUCAGCAAUGAGGACGAUGCUGAGACAGAAGACUUCAUGGUCAAGCUUGAGGCUGACGCAAAGCGCACUGUUGAUUCCCCAACAUACCCUCCCCAGUCGGUCAUGCUGACACUGGACUCGAACGAUCUGGUCUUCCUCUACAUGCACGAGGAUACGCAUGGGCAUCCGAUCUUCGUGCAACAGAGUGUGCCUAUGCCCUCGUUCGAUCGGAUCCUGUUCCAGCCAGGUGAAUACCUUGCGGUCGACCCCUUCUCUCGAGCCUUCGCGACUGCAGCAAACGAAAGAGAGGUCUUGCUAUACUCAGCGAAGCCGAAGCAGCAGAUACAGCACGAGAUCAGCACAAAGUCACAGAGCUGGUGCCCGAUCUCCAGCCAACGUCCCUUGCAGGUCGAUGGAGUCAUACUACAGAUGGACUUCCUGGUACCCCCAGCAGACGACAUGGACCACAUCAUACUGCUCUUGAUAGUCGCAGAUCAACGCCGCACAAAGGCCGUCAGGAUCGACUGGCAUUUCUCCUCUGGCCUCUUUCGCGCUCACAUCCACCCUGGGCAGUCACUAGAUUCCGCCAAAAGGAUGCCAAGUCUGCUCGUACCACUACGGGACGCGUCUUUCCUACUUGUUACCGACGACGAAAUCGUUCGUUGGAAGAAUAUCCUAUCGGGUGUCGCUGACGGCGCAGAUGUGCCGCUGACACGGGCGGAGCCAAAGUAUCCUGGCAGCUCGCCGCAAAGUCCGAUGUGGGCUAGCUGGACAAAGCCUCGACGUAGCCAAGCAGCGAGAAGGGGUCGAGACAGUAUCUACCUGGCCAGAGAGGAUGGGCUCGUCUAUCUCAUGGACAUCGACAGUCGCGGUACUGCCCAGAUAAGCUUAGCCGGAGACCUUAAAUGUCAUAUCGGUACUGCUUUCGCAUCACUCGGUGACGAGGGCGAUCCGGACAUUCUUGCUGUGGCCGGAGAUGCGAGCAGCGGUCGCAUAGUAUCAAUUGGACAUUGGCCAAGUCCUCGUCGGCUCGAGGAACUUAGUCGUGAUGCCACAAUGGAGCCCGACAUCAUCGAGAUCUUACCCAACUGGGCUUCGGCCAUGGAUAUGCUCACCGUGGACGGUCGCAAAAGCAAGACAACAGGCGUACAAGGAGAUGCUUUGUUCGUCACUUCAGGGCGACAGCCUUAUGGCGCGCUGACUGAACUGCGAAGCGGCAUAGAUGCACCUUUGUCUGCCUAUCUAGACAUUGCAGGUUCCAGUACUACCGACAUGUGGAGCUUCCCAGAUCUUGCCUCAGGCUCGGUUAUUCUGGUGCUGUCAGCUCCUACAGCGACAAGGCUCAUACGCAUAUCGGCCGACCUCGAUCAACUGGAAGAGAUCGAGGUCGGAACAGCGUUCGAGGUGAGUGAACGCACGCUUUUCGCAGGCAUCACUGCCAAUGACCAAAUGGUACAAGCCACCACUCGGACGAUCUGCGUAUCGACAACACUGGAGGCCAACUUCGAAGACACAUCCCUGCUCACAUUCGAGAAGCCGUCAAGCAUCCUUGCAGCCACUUUGGUAGCUGAUGUCUCAGCUCUGCUCACCGCGGAGCGUCACGACGAUCAUUUCAGUAUCUGCUGCUACAGUCUGCCCUUCGAGGACAGUGACUCUGGUAUUCAGAAACAAGCUUCUGUGAAGCUCAAGAGCGAAGCACUGUGUGUGGCUGCGGUCCUGGUUGGUGAUAGCACAAUCGCCAUCACAGCUACGAACGAUGGAAUGGUAGCCUGCCUUGUCUUCAAUAGCGGGCUUAAAUUGCCGCUCAUGCAUAUCAAGGCGCUUCCUACGUCGCUUGACAGCUCCAAUGUCUGCGACAGCGUAGCGAUUUUGCAAUCGACUGAUAAAGACGCAGAACAAGCUGCACUCCUCGCUGUGUGCGGAUUACGUGAUGGUAGAAUCGUCACUUUCGAAGUUGACAGCGGCUCCCAAACACCGCUAGGCGACGCUUGCAUCACACCUUUCUGCAGUAGUAGUGUGAAGCUGGUGUCUUUGAGCAAGGACAGGGACAAAGCAUGCGCCAUGGGUGGCGGUAGCACAUGUCUUCUCUCAUGGAACAAGCACAGCCCGGAUCCACUGCACAUUGAUCAGGUUUGGAUCACCGACAAGCUCAGGCCGUCGCUCUCGCAGGCGCCAGUGGUGGCUUGUGCUCAAUUACCUAUAGCUGCCAACCUGGCAACACCCUUCCUGGCCGAUGCUAUAGCGAUGGUGUCUGGGGAUGAGCUUCUCGUGGCGGGCUUUGCAGCAGUGGUGGGCUCUGUGCCGCGACAGAUUCCCGUCAGCGGGACACCCACUCGUGUCAUCUACGCUCAUUCCACACGAUGUAUUGUGUGUUGCUCUGUCAAGACGGAGGUACGCACUUUGCCGUCGAGCAAGCCACAUUCGCCUCCAGAGCAGAAGCGCCAGAUAUGGCCCAUCAUCGACUUUAUUCCUGCCAAGAGCGAUGAUCCGUCAUUCUCCUAUCAGAUGCAGCCCGGCGAACGAGUGUCUGCGUUACUUGAGUGGUCUUUCAAGCAGAGUAACGAGAAGACGUACUCCUUCAUCCUUGUUGGUGGAAGCUAUGUUCGCCAGAACGGCGCUCGCCGAGGUCGCAUAACAUUUCUGCAGCCAACAGUCCGCAACUGGGAGGUCGUGGAUGUCUGCGAGAGCGGUCGCAACCUCGUGUUCGAUGACCAGGUCUAUGCCAUGGCCCUGUAUGAUGACAUGACAUGUGUCAUCUGCGCCGGUGAUAGCGUGUAUCUUUACAUGUUCUUCGUGGAGGAGAAGAAAUGGAAUCAGAUAUGCAAGCCAUUCAAAUUGGCUAGCCCGGGCAUCAAAGUCACGAUAGAAGAGUUUGAGGCCGAGAGCCGCCUGAUUGUCAUCAGCACCUUGAAAGAUUCUAUCGUGAGUCUGUUGCUUGAUGAAGAGGUCGAUGACAGUCUACGUGACCUGACACCUACGAUGGUUGCCACCAGGGCCGAUAGCCUCCUCGGUCACUAUACUAUCAAGCCGGAGUAUCUUGAGGCGUAUGAUUACGAGACCUUCACUCUUGCGACCACAAAGCACGGUCAGCUCUUCGCCAUCAGUCGACACCAGGAAGACGAAGGACUUGAUGCACCCCCGAAGUACAUGUUUGAAGCUCAGUUGCCACACUCCUUAGUGCGAUUAGCCGCGUCAAACCCAAGCCAUCACCGCGGCGAUGCGCCAAAAGGUAUCCCAAGAUCCAACGAAACAGGCGCUCCCCUACCCAGGAUCACUGGCUGUGCCACCAAUGGAGCCAUCAUGGGAAUUUUGUUGAUUGAAGACGUGAUAUGGAAACGGUUAUCAUGGUUACAGAGCCUCGUCGAGUGGUGCCCAGAGCUAUCACCUCACUCCUACGCAUCGCCUGCGUACAGCCCUACAGCCAGUAGAGCCAUGGAUACAAGAGGCCGCGCAGUGCCGGUUGGUUUGCACAGCGUAGAGAAUGAAGUCGUCAUGCUAUUCUCUGGGCGAAGUCGGCUCAACGAUAUGCACAUCGACGGCGAUGUGCUAGAGCGUGUGUUCGAGAGAGGCGCGAUCGAGGCACUGGAGAGCCUGAUGAAGCGGCUGGUGCGGGAAGACCACGCUGUCGGCGCAUGGUUACGGAAGCAUAUAAACGAAGAACUCGGCGCCUUGCAUGAGGUUAUUAGGAUAGUGCGGGAUCUUAACAGAUGGAUGUGA
This is a messenger RNA of Fulvia fulva, 3954 nucleotides long. RefSeq lists its product as uncharacterized. Lineage: Eukaryota; Fungi; Ascomycota; Dothideomycetes; Mycosphaerellales; Mycosphaerellaceae. Gene Ontology annotation, biological process: mRNA splicing, via spliceosome. The record is from RefSeq and is a predicted model, not a curated record. Gene Ontology annotation, molecular function: protein binding; U2 snRNA binding. The transcript has a single exon. The coding region runs from base 1 to 3954 and encodes 1317 amino acids. Gene Ontology annotation, cellular component: nucleus; U2 snRNP.